CUUCGUCACCCGGUCGCGGGGGCCUUCCAUCCGGUCUCGAGAAUCCUCCCCUUGCAACCCAACAACAACAAAACCCCACGUCUCGCCCAGUCACCGGGGAGGGGGGGGGACCAUGUCCCAGCGGGUGAGGCGCAAUGGGUCCCCCACGCCGGCCGGCUCCCUCGGGGGCGGUGCGGUCGCCACGGCCGGGGGAUCCGGGAGCCGCCUGCAGCCCAUGAGGGCGACGGUUCCGUUCCAGCUGAAGCAGCAGCAGCAGCAACAUGGCAGCCCCACGCGGAGCAACGGCGGCGGCGGCGGCAACAACGGCGGCUGCUGUGGUGGCGCCUCAGGCCCCUCGGGCGGCGGCGGCAGCAGCGGGGCCCCGCGCACUGCCUCGCGCAGCACAAGCCCCACGCGGGGCGGCGGGAGUGCGGCCGCGCGCACCAGCCCCACGGUGGCCACGCAGACGAGCACGUCCUCGACGUCCACGCGAGGCACCAGCCCCACGCGCGGCGCCGCGCCCGGGGCCCGCGGGAGCCCCCCACGGCCGCAGCCCCCGCCGGCGCUGCUGGGCACCGUGUCGUCGCCUUCUUCGUCGCCCACCCACCUGUGGACAGGCGAGGUGAGCGCAGCCCCACCCGCAGCCCGCGUCCGGCACCGGAGGAGGUCCCCGGAGCAGAGCCGAAGCUCCCCGGAGAGGAGGAGCCCGAGCGCCCCUCUUUGCAAAGCAGGUGACAAAGCAAGACCGCCUUCCUCCAGCCCCUCUAGCAUCAUCCGCCGUACCUCUUCCCUGGAUACACUUGCUGCGCCGUACCUUGCAGGGCACUGGCCUCGUGAUGGUCAUGGGCAAGCUGCUCCUUGCAUGCGGGACAAGGCCACACAGACAGAGAGUGCAUGGGCUGAAGAGUACUCCGAAAAGAAGAAAGGGUCUCACAAGCGUUCAGCGUCGUGGGGCAGCACAGAUCAACUUAAGGAGAUUGCAAAAUUACGCCAGCAGUUGCAGAGAAGUAAACACAGCAGUCGGCAUCAUCGAGAUAAAGAAAGACAGUCUCCAUUCCAUGGCAACCAUGCAGCUAUUAACCAGUAUCAGGCUCCUGUUCCAAAGAGUGCACUUAUUCCAGUAAUUCCCAUCACCAAAUCAACAGGCUCCCGGUUCCGGAAUAGUGUGGAAGGAUUGAAUCAGGAGAUUGAAAUAAUAAUUAAAGAGACUGGGGAAAAGGAAGAACAACUUAUACCACAAGAUAUUCCAGACGGCCAUCGUGCACCUCCGCCCCUUGUGCAGAGAAGCAGCAGCACGCGCAGCAUCGACACGCAGACCCCCGGCGGGGCAGAGCGGGGGAGCAACAGCAGCAGCCGCUCCCAGUCUGUGUCCCCCACGUCCUUCCUCACUAUCUCCAACGAGGGGAGCGAGGAGAGCCCUUGUUCGGCUGAUGACCUGCUUGUUGAUCCCAGGGAUAAAGAUAAUGGGAACAACUCUCCUUUGCCCAAAUAUGCAACCUCACCAAAACCUAACAACAGUUACAUGUUCAAAAGGGAACCUCCUGAGGGCUGUGAGAGGGUCAAAGUCUUUGAGGAAUGCUCGUGUCGUUCUACCUUUAACCGUCACUGUAUCAUAGCCCCACGAGAUCCUAAAAUGGCUGUGCAUGGAUUUCCUCCUUUGCUUUUGUGAUGUUGUUGUCUUGUGGAUUUGGUCAGGGUUAGUAGUUUGCCAGGAGUGUAAUCCGUUGAAUAGCAAUCCUUAGUCACAGUCUUGCGACUGACGUUUCCUUUAUGGUGGUUGGCACUGAGAUAUGUUGCCUAUAGGUUUUGCUAGUUUUCCCUCCAGCAUUCCACACGGUGGGGAAAACAGGCAAGGAGAGCUUUGGAGCAUAAAGAACAGGAACCUUUGAAGAAUCCACAUGGUUUUGGAUUUAGGCUCAUCCUAAUACAAUCACUGCCAGUAUCACAUGACAGCAGUAUUUCAUGUCUGGGUAUGUGGUAGUGAAAUUGAGGAGCAGCUCUUUUUAAAAAGUUAUAGUAAACUGUUGAUAGAAAGCAUCCUUCUAAGAUCUUCACAAACUACCUUAUGAUGCAAUAAUUUAAUGUUCCUGUACUUAUUAUAGGGAGAAAACAAAUACUUGUAAAAGGGAUAUAGUUUAGAAGGUUAAUAUGUCAGUAUGUCCAGAUAUAUCCCAUCAAAGAAAAGCUAGUGGUAGCAAUAAAUCUUCUGAAAGGACUUCUUAUACUCAUGUACCUUUAAAACAUCGAAGUAAUUAAAAAUUUUGCCCUGUUAAGUUGAAAACAGAGAUGUAUUUAGGCAAAUUAGAUAAACUCAAACAUUUGAGUAAGUCUGUCAGGUUUCAGUUGGUGGCAUCGAUGAAUUUUGGUACCCUUUCUGUCCAAAACUAAUUUUCCUGAAAUUAGUACAUUGUGGCUUCUAAAUCAGGAAAAGCUAAGUUAUUCAAAGUCUAAAUGUUCUGGUCAGUAGGUUCUUUGAGAACCUACUGAUUCUUUGCCUCUAUUUACCAUUUCACCACUGAGAACUGCUCUGUCAGAAGUACAAAAGAAAGGUAAAGCUGAAAUCGGGUGAGUUGGUAUCGAUGGUAGGAAGUUAAAAAAUAAGGUUUCAAAAAAAUCCAAAAUCAGUUUUUUGAUUACCUGAAUUCUGUUAAAUCUGUGUUCUUUUCCUUGCCUUACACUUACUUCCCUCUCCAUCUGUACAUGUCACAAGGGUGUUUCACAACUAGAAUGCCACUUUGUAAACAGUUUUUCUUCUUACUCUGUUGUGCAUGUUUAUCUAACUCACAUCUUUCUGUAGAGUUUCAUAUAUCCUUAAACUAAAGUAAUUUACAAUCAGAAUGGGAGAACAAGUUUAAGAUAGUAUUAUUUACGGUCUUAGAGGUGGAACUUUUAAUGUUUGGUUGUAAGGAGAAUGUGAAUUUGCAGGUAAAUGAAUUAUAUGGCAACUAAACAUAGUCCUCAUGUUUGGGAGAAAUAGAGCCUGAGAUUUGAGGAGGGGGGGAAGGUACAAGGUAUAAAAAACUCUUAACUGCCAGUGCCAAAGGGCUAAUUUUUAAGUAUCUGAGCUUUAUGCAGUCUUGCAAAAAUAUUGGUCAUAGUCUACUCGGCUUUUAUGUAACCUUGGUCCACAGGUGGUUGACUUUUUUAAAAAAAUGGGUCUACUCUCAAUAGAAUGCAUAAUAUUGUUUUCUAAAAUUACAUUCCAUAACUAUCUUGUUAUUCUGUAGAAAACUGUACAGAAGGUAAAUAAAUUAGAAUAGCUUCAAUGGGAAUAUAAUUUAAAUUUUUAAAAACUUUAAAUAAAUUUACUUCCAUUGUGGUAAAAGAAAGAAAUAGGUGGCUUGUAUAUUUCAGCAAAAGAAAGCUAUUCUCUGGUUAUAAACUUUGUCAGUGUUAAGUUAUUUUUACUCUUAAACGGUUUUUUCCUUGCGGUGAUAACAUGAAUUUACGGUUUCUGAUCAUUACUAAGUCUAUAUUACUUGUCAUGGCUUUUGUGAGCAGUUAUGUUUUAAAAAUACCUGUUUCGCUUCUUUGAUUAAUAUGGUGAGCAUGGAUGCCAAAAUUAUUUUUUAACUAGAGUCUUCAUUUUGUUUUAAAUAUUUCUUAUAUUUGUGACAAGCCAAAUCAGAGUUUUAGAAGGUGCUAUUGUUAACUGUGGAAUAACUGGCAACAAGGAAGCCUUUUUUUUUUUCUUUCUUUCUUUCUUUUUAAUGGUUGGCUUUUACUGGAAGAAGGUAUUUUAAAAAUAGCAGAAUUUAUAGCUUUCUGUAUGUCCAAGAUUAAGAGUGGGUUGUCAGAGUUUUCUUUUGUUAAAGGAAAUAAAAGAAAAAUUGCCACUACUGAAUUUACUAUUCUAAAGAUUCAUUCCUUAAUGCUUAGAAUUUUCAGUGUCUCAAGACCAGACCAGUGGACGUGCUGAAUUUGCAUUAAGAAAGCUAAAACACUUAACUUCGCACUUUAAGGUUUAUGUUUUACUCUGCCUAAAUUAAUGAUAAGCAGAGCAGCCCUGAACAAUAUUUUGUCUAUACAAUCCUGUUGAAGAAUAUAAUUUAUGUUUUUUAAAAGUCUUUAUUUUUCAUCUCUGUUGAAGCUGUGUAAAUCUUUUUAAAAUGCAAUUUUUAAAGUUUCGUUUUUCUAACAAAAUUCUCCCAAAAAACAGCAUUUCCAAUGGUGAUAAAUAUUGUUACUGUGUACUUAUGUAUUCCCUAUACCUGAACACUUGUUGCUGCCUCACAAGAAAAUAGAAGUUUUAUGUUAAAAAUAAAGUCUGUUCUUCUUGAAUCUUUUUCUGUGUACUUUUAUGAAUAUUGCCUCAAAUUCAAAUUUCUUUCUUUUCAGACAUUUCUAGCUUGAAAUAACUUUAGUAUGUUCUUUUUCACAGAUAGAAAAAUGAAUUUGUGUUUGUGUUAGGUAGCAGGAUAUAAAAUAUUGUCAGUUGUUACUUCCUUGCUACCUCCUUAACUUGCUCUUGAACUGAGCACCUGAUCUUUGUGUUAAGUGCUAAGCAAAUGUUAAAAUAUAAGCAAGCAUACUGAAAGACGUACCUGUUUAUAUGUAAUUCAGUACUUUAUAGGUUGUUAGAGAUUUAGCUGGGGGCAGUCACUUAAUUUCAUUCUAAAGUACAGAUAGAGGAGUUUUUUCCCCGUUUGUUUUGGUAAUUCAUUCUUUCUGCUUCGUGUCGGUGGUUUAUAAAUGCAAGACAGUUGUUUAGGCUGAAGGGUUUAAUCUGUAUGAAGGCUGCAUGCAGUAUAAUCAUUUAGAAAGCACGGUCAUCUUUUAAGUGAAAUAAAAGUGUCACCAUAGCUGCCUGUCAUAAAAAGUGGUCACCAAAUUACUUUGCAAGAAAUUCUAAAAAUUAUUCCUGGGGGUAAAUGUUAACCAGAAUUUGGAGAUUAUAACAUUAUAAUUAAACACAGCAGCAAACGUGAAGAGAAUCUCUCAAAUUGGCGUAAUAUUUUCUCCCAUUCUUUUUACUCUCUGUCUUUUCCUUCCACCUUUAAAGAGGUUGAGAGGAGCAAAUUUAGAUCUCAAGCUGGGUGUUCCCAUCUUCCCCCAUUUAUUUAUUUAUUUUUUUGCUUUGGUUCAUUAGUAUUAAAUAUACGCCCUCCCCCCAAAAGUUUUUAGGUCUAUAAUGAUCCUUUCCUUAAAAGAUCAUUAUAGACUUUUCAGUUGCUUUCCUUAAAAGCAACUGAAAGUUGCUUUUCAGUGGUUGGAUGUGAAGUAGUAUCCUCUUCCUAGGAGUUCCCUGCCAAUGUAUAUCAAUAUCAUUUUUUUCCCUUGCUAAGAUUAUGUUUGCUUUCUAAAUAUUUUAAACCUCUAUUAGAACAUGGUAUGAUAAUACAGAUAGCCUUUGUAUCUCUUUGGUUCAGUGUUUCUCAAACUGUUUGGGUCUUGAAAUGAAUUAAGUGGGUCCAGCCAACAUUUUUUUUUAAUGAAGCAGAACAGGAAACAAAAGUAUAUUGAAGACAUCAGGGAAAUAGUAUUUGUAUGUAAAGCUUUUGCUAGCCAUAGGGAUAUAUAUGUACUAGGUUGUAAAGUAAAAUAUAUUUCUUACUGUGAGUUGUAAUCAAAAUGAUUUGAAAAAUACUGUUGUAGAUACAACUUCUGUAUAUGUGUUUUGGAGUUGGUCUGGUAUCUUAACACAGAUACUGGAGUCUUUAAAGACAUUGUUUCUACUUCUCUUUACUAAGCAUCUCCAAAUUGCUGGGUUUAUUUUUAAAAAUUCUUGUCUUUUCAGCAGUUUGCAUCUUCCUCAAACUGAGAAUUUAUCGCCAUAUACUCUUUGAUUUUAUACAGUAGCAUGGAUGAGUCAUGCUUAAUCAUUGUGUUUUAGAGAAGACUGUCAUGGAGCUCUGAUGGCCAGAAACCCAGGAGUAUGACCAUUCAUCUCAGUUCCAUGCCUUAAGCAGUUAGUUUUUGAGAUCACUGGGAUGAUUCAGAGGAGUUGCAGGGAAAGCCACAAUGUGGGUACUACUUCUGGCUCUGCAGCUUAAUAGUCAUGGGAUCUUAGGCAAAGAAGUCACCUCUCUGAACUUUAGUUUUCUUAUGUGAUUUUAGGAAAUGCUGAUGCCAGUGCUGUCAGUUAAAUGGCUAGUGUGAAAAUAACUUAAAAAUCUGGAAGCAGACACAUGUUAUCAUCUCCUUUCUAUUUUGUUAGGUAAGUUUAUUCAUCCCUUAGGAAAGCCACAAGUUGUUGGUCAUGGAAAAUGAUCCCAUAAAAUUCAUUUUACCUUGUAAAGUAUAAUAUAGUCAAAGAUGUUGAGCUGAAUCAUAAUAAAAAUAGGUAACACUUACUGAUAGCUUUCCAAGUGCCAGGCUUGGUGCUUAUUACAUUAACCCUGUGAAGCCAGGUACUGCUAGUUACUGUCUUAUAAAUUGCAAAAUUGGAAUUAGAUUAAUUUAUCCAUGGUCAUACAUCUGGGAAAUGUCAAAAUCUGGCUUUGAACCAAUUCUGAUUCUAGAACUCAGACUUACUGCUACUUCUCCUAUGACAGUGACAUUAAUAAAAUAUAGGUGUUUGGUAUCAUCGCAGAUUCUGUGCCCUUGGGUCAUAGCCUUGUUUGUUCUUUGUGGUCUUCUUCAUUGCUUCAACUGCUGGCAUCUUGGUUCAGAGGGCGAAAACAAAGUAACCUGGUUAGACACCACUUCCUGACCAAGGUAGGUAGUGACACAAAUCCUCAAGCUCUGGGUUUUAAUGUUGCUAUAGCUGCAGAAAUUCAAAAGAAAUAUUUUCUUUAGUUUGGGGCGCACGUCUGUUAGAGAGGCAGAAAGUAGCAACUUCACAUUUUUGGUGGAUUUUUUUUUUUUUAACUGACUUUUUGAGGUAAAGACUUAACGAAAGUAAUUUUUUAACCUCAAUUACUUGGUAUGCCCAUUUCAGACAGACUAUAAAAUGAAAUCACCUAGACCAGGGCUCCCCAACCUUUCUGGCACCAGGGACCGGUUUCGUGGAAGACAGUUUUUCCAUGGACCGGAGCAGGGAGGGGGUUCAGGCGGUAGGUAAUUCAAGCGAAGGGUAGCAGCACAUGAAGCUUCGCUAGCUUGCUGGCUCGCCACUCACUUCCUGCUGUGUGGCCUGGUUCCUAACAGCAGGGGGUUGGGAACCCCUGACCUAGGAUCACAAUUUAGUUCAUAUAUAAUAUUAACAGUAGUUAUUCCUGUUUGGUAGGUUGGUGGAUCAUUUCUUUGUCGUCUACUUUUACAGACUUUUAAAUGACAGUAUUACUUUGAAAUGGGAUAAAGAAAACAACUCUUUUUUCUUUAAUGUAAAAACAUGCCCUUCAAAAUCUUACCUGAUAACACCACUCAGACCUUUAUCUCCAGGUUGUACUUAUUUUUGGACAUUGGUUUAUUUACACGACUGACUAGAGAACCAUGUCUUGACUUUAGAUGCCAAGGACAGUUCUUGCUGAACUCUUUAGUCUUCUUUUAAAUGGCACAUAAAACAUGGAAGAAAUUUUUUGUUGGGCUUAUGGAUGUGACCCAUCCUAACGAACAAACGUUUUUCUUCCUAUCCUGUUCUAUAGGUUUUCUUUGCUAUAUUUAAAUACCUUACUGUUGUGUUUUAAAUGCAUUACUUUCAAUACUGCUGAAUUAGUUAAUAUUUUAAAGUUUGUGUUUCCUUCCUAGUUUAAUGUCUAUAUGCCAAGAUUCUGGGUCUGCUUCA
This is a messenger RNA of Delphinapterus leucas (beluga whale), 7645 nucleotides long. It is a transcript of the gene FAM117B, whose product is annotated as family with sequence similarity 117 member B. Lineage: Eukaryota; Metazoa; Chordata; Mammalia; Artiodactyla; Monodontidae. The record is from RefSeq and is a predicted model, not a curated record.